This is a messenger RNA of Ochlerotatus camptorhynchus, 636 nucleotides long. Its product is annotated as general odorant-binding protein 67-like. The transcript has 4 exons. The coding region runs from base 83 to 517 and encodes 144 amino acids. Lineage: Eukaryota; Metazoa; Arthropoda; Insecta; Diptera; Culicidae. The record is from RefSeq and is a predicted model, not a curated record. Gene Ontology annotation, molecular function: odorant binding.
AUUAUGUGACAAGGUCGCUGCGGAUGGUUCGGUCGACUGCUCCAAGCCACCGUUGGAAGUUCACCCCAAGAACUGCUGUCAUAUGCCACCGCUGCUGGACGAGCGUCUACUGAUCGGUUGCAAGCAAAUUCACGGCGGUGAACAUCUCAUAAGGGGACUGAUCCACGAGAGAGGAAGUUGUUUCAUCGAAUGUGCCAUGAAUGCUACCGGAACGCUGGCCAACGGUGUUCUAGACCAAUCAAAGAUACUCCAACUGAUCGGAACUCGAACGGGGAGCGAUCCAGCGUUGAUGCAAGUUUUUGUAGCGAGUUGCGUGCAGUGCUUCCAAAUCCCGGCGCAGUAUGUAGCGUCCAGCAAUUAUCCUAAAGAUAGCAAAUUUUGCAAUCCGAUGGCUGCUCACUUCAUCAGCUGUGUAAAUAUGGAAUCGUUCAAGAUGUGUUUACCGAACUUCUGGACCAAUACCGAUAGCUGCAACACUUUACGAAAUUACAUUGCCAGCUGUCCCAUCCCUUCAUAGCUAUGGACGAGAUCGUUCAUUACAUCAUCUUUAUUCCGUAAGAUAUAGUAUAACAAUUACAUAAGUUGGUUAUGUACAUGGAAAGCUGGUUAUCUAUACGUAAAAUCAAAUCCUAAACC